Suillus subalutaceus is the source of this 1851-nucleotide messenger RNA. RefSeq lists its product as uncharacterized. The record is from RefSeq and is a predicted model, not a curated record. The coding region runs from base 48 to 1622 and encodes 524 amino acids. Gene Ontology annotation, molecular function: protein binding. NCBI's taxonomy places the organism in Eukaryota, Fungi, Basidiomycota, Agaricomycetes, Boletales, Suillaceae. The transcript has 3 exons.
CUGCAAUCAACUUCAGCGAACAACACUUAUCUUGCAUUUCUCUUGAUAUGCGUAUCUGUCUCUUGCCGACGGAAACCCUACAUCGUAUAUUCACAACUAUCUAUGAAGACUCCAUACCAAUCACUCGUGCUACACUUGCUGCUCUUGCAAGAACUUGCAGGACAUUCAAGGAGCCUGCGCUCGAUAUCCUUUGGAAACGUUUGGAUGGGUUCGAGCCACUCUUCUUGUGCUUGCCUGAAAGUGUUAGAACCAGAAACGUGCAAGGAAAUUUGACACUCAAAAGACCACCCUUCAAAAAAGAGUGGAGGAUUGUUUGCCAAUAUGCACAACGUAUCCACUUUUUGAGCAUUGAUCACACGGCUCUAGACAUCAUAGACGACCGGGUCAUACAGACGCUAGUGUCUACGCCACCACUCACACUGCUGUUACCGAAUCUCCGUACUUUGCGUUGGUGGGAUGAUCGAGAAAGUUUUCUUCCGUUGUUGCGCACCUUGCUUGGGCCAACUAUCACAUCACUGGAGCUUGGCUCUGGCGAUUGGACACCCUCUUUUGCCAGAUCUGCUUUGUUAGCCUCGCUCAGUGCUCGAUGUCCAUUCAUUCGGGAAUUCCGCUGCAUAGGGUACUACGAGGAUUCCCAAGAAAGUUUGGAUGUAAUAUGCGAAGUUGUGUGUGGCUUGCGGAAGCUCUCUCAUUUUGACACAGGAGUCCUUAACACACAAGUGCUUGUUCAUCUGGCUUCCUUAUCGUCGCUGAAGUCUCUUUCCUUCGAGACAUGCGACUUGAACGACAUCCAUCCCAAUUCCACUGCAACAUUUAUCCACCAACUCAAUGACGUGACCAUUUCUACAUCAUCACCCUCUGCUCUCACUCAGUAUCUCAGAAAUGUCCAUUUUCUUUCUUGUCGAUCGGUGACGUUGUUGUUCGAUGGAAACGAUGUGUGGCCACCUUAUGAUCCUUUGGAUAUUCCGGACCUCAUUGUCUCCCUCUCAGAGAGCUUCUCUCCCGAUCUCGAGCAAAUCGUGGUCUACUUCGACUCCCAACUCAAAAUCAAUGAAGAACUAAACAAUCCCCGUUUUGCCAUUGCAUUUGACGCGGUUGCUCCGUUGCUGUCGUUGAGUCGCUUAAAAACAUUGAAUCUCUCUUGGCUCUGUACAUCGGCCAUCGACGAUGGCUCACUCAAGAGAAUGGCACAAUCUUGGCCUCAGCUCGAGGAGUUCCAUUUUGGAGGAGGGAUUCGUUGGCUGAUCCCACCAUCACUCACCUUCAUAGGACUCGUCCACCUCGUACAACAUUGCCGGCGCUUGCAUACCAUUGAAAUGACCUUUCAUGCCAGUUCAAUCGACACCAACAGCGACUUGUUCUCUAAAAUUAUUCCCAAUAAGAAUAUCACAAGCAUAGACGUAGGGAUCUCUCCAAUCGUGGAUUCCCUCAUUGUGGCCUGUCAACUGCAUGCCUUACUACCCAAUUUGACUAGCGUUUUCACCUUCCAAUCGUUCGAGGACAUAUCCCCCCUGCCGGCGCUAUUUGAAAAUCUCGAGGUUGGAUGGGGAAGGGUAGACACAUACCUCGAGGCGCUUACUACAGGCGCAAAGAUAAAAGAUAAAAUAGACCAAAGACCAUAAGGCUAGUCCUUGUUGCUGGCCUGAUAUACUCAGGACCCUGGCCAAUGGUAUACCUAUACCCAACCUAUACCAUUGCAGAACCUUCUUGCUACUUUCAAUUGAGGCUGUCUUCGUGGUAGUCGUCUAUUUAUACCACGACAUCUACACUAUACAUUAUGCACUUGUUCUCCUCGGCAGUCGAUAAUAAUAUCAGUCCGUCUCGAUAUAAUACAUGAAGUAUAACAUAUAA